AUGCGUGCUUUUAUCGUCCUGUGUGUAUUAGCCUCUGCCUACGCCGAUAAAUUGGGCUACAACUAUCGUCCUGUUGGCCAUUCCGAUAGCGGACUCUCAUUUACGCCCGGUGGUGGCGCAGGUGGACUAGGUGGUAUCGGCAGUGUUGGUGGACUUGGCGGCAGUAUUGGUGGACGCGGCGGUAGCGGUGGCGUUGGUCCUGCUGCACCUGCACCUGUUUAUCAGGCACCAGUUGCCGAGUACGAAAAGGAGUUCUUCACAUACACUGCCGAUGAAAAAGAGUUCAGUGAACCAGCCGACAAUGGUCAAGUGAUUGAAUCGUUGAAAAAGAACUUGCGCGUGAUCUUCAUCAAGGGACCCGAAGGCAAUGGCUUGGAGAAGGCCGCUAUCAAUCUCGCUAAACACGCUGGAGAAGAGAAGACCGCUAUCUACGUGUUGCAGAAACAAGCUGACUUGGGCGAUUUGGCCAACAAAUUACAGGCUGAAAACGAUGUGCAACGUCACAAGCCCGAAGUACACUUUGUCAAAUACCGCACACCCGAGGAUGCGGUCAACGCUCAGCGUGCCAUUCAAUCGCAAUACGAUCAAUUGGGCGGCAAUUCUCAAAGCUACAAUGGCGGUGAUGCUCCAGUACACAACUUUGCUUCCCCAGCUGCGCGACCAGCUCCACGCCCAGUUAGCGCUCCCGGCGCUGCUUAUCUGCCUUCAUCAAUUUUCCGUGUCUAA
Messenger RNA from Bactrocera neohumeralis, 726 nucleotides. RefSeq lists its product as uncharacterized. Bases 1 to 726 code for a protein of 241 amino acids. The transcript has a single exon. NCBI's taxonomy places the organism in Eukaryota, Metazoa, Arthropoda, Insecta, Diptera, Tephritidae. The record is from RefSeq and is a predicted model, not a curated record.